Phyllotreta striolata is the source of this 1470-nucleotide messenger RNA. Lineage: Eukaryota; Metazoa; Arthropoda; Insecta; Coleoptera; Chrysomelidae. The record is from the annotation of a GenBank genome assembly.
GUCAAUAAUAUAAAUGUCAAAACAUUUAAAAGCCGGCUAAAACUAAAAAACAAAUAUAUUUUUUUAAAUUUAUUUACACGUUAUGUAAGGUGACAAUUUCAUUAUAAAGUCUUUUAUCUCUUGAUAUGAUUAGUUAUCUGCAUUGUUAUAUCAGCGGUUUACACAGGGUUUUAACAUCGUUCAGAGAAGAAGAUAUUAGUUCAUCAGUGCAUAAAAUUUACAUUGUUUGGAAUUAACCAAUAUGAGUGAUAUAAAAAGGAUUCUUAAAGAAGGAGCUAUCCAGAUAGGCUCUGGGGGAUCAGCUGGAUUUGUGGAAGUAUGCAUAAUGCAUCCCCUAGAUUUAGUUAAAACAAGGCUUCAAUUACAAUCGAAAUUCAUGAAUAAAAAUGACCCUAAAUAUUACAAAGGCAUUUUUGACUGUUUCGGAAAAAUGUACAAACAAGAAGGAAUGUUUUCUUUUUGGAAAGGUAUAAUACCUCCCAUUAUAGCCGAAACUCCCAAAAGAGCAGUUAAAUUUUUCACUUUCGAACAAUAUAAACAAUUUGUUAUGUUUGGCUCUCCCACUCCUACGCCACUGACAUUUUCAUUGGCAGGAUUUGGAGCAGGAGUGACCGAAGCUAUAUUAGUCAAUCCAUUUGAGGUCGUAAAAGUAACGCUGCAAGCCAACAAAUCCAAGUCAUCUGAAAUGCCCAGCACUUGGGCUAUGACUAGAAAAAUAGUAAAUGAAAACGGUUUCGGCUUGAGAGGCUUGAAUAAAGGUGUAACUGCUACAGUUGCUAGGAAUUCAGUAUUCAAUAUGAUAUAUUUCGGGUUCUAUCAUUCUGUUAAAGGAUAUCUCCCAGAAUUUGAAAAUACUUAUCACGAAUUCUUUAGGAAAGUCGCCAUAGGAUUUGUCUCUGGCAGUUUGGCUUCUUGCGUUAAUAUUCCCUUUGAUGUCGCUAAAUCAAGAAUACAAGGACCACAGCCCGUUUCGGGACAAAUCAAAUACAAAUCAACAAUUCAAUCAAUUACUAUUGUUUACAAAGAAGAAGGAUUAACAGCUCUCUACAAGGGUCUCCUUCCCAAAGUUCUCCGAUUAGGACCUGGAGGUGCUAUAAUGCUGGUUGUUUAUGAUUAUUCACACAAAUAUUUAACUGAAGUGUUUGCAUAAUACACCUCGAAUUAGACGACUUAAGGGUUAAACUAUACAAAAAUUAAGGGCAAACUAGAUAUUGUUAUAGUGCUUCGUUUCAGCAGUUGAUUAUCUCGAAUAUAUUGUCCCUAAUUUUUUAUAGUUGAAUCUCUUUAUUAUUGGAGUUUAUAUAUUUUUUUAUUAAAUAGAUAAUAGCGUGUAGAUGAAAUUCAUGCUCUAUACAUGAGGAAAUAUGCUUGUUGAUGUUUUUAAAUAUUUUGAAUAAAUUUUUAAAAUAUAUCAAUAAAAAACUUAUAGAAUUCGUUGAAAUAUUUUUGAAAAUUUUAAUUAAAUUGUUG